CCUCAACUGACCAACAGAACAACUCUUCUCAUUACAAGAAUCUCUCAUCACCUCUUUAAAGCCUCCUCACAAAGCAACAACACAAGAACUAGAAACCAACAUCAUACCAUCACCCCAUUCCCAUUCAAACCAAAAAAAGGAAAAAGGAAAAAAAGAAAAGAAAAGAAAAGAAGAAGAAAUUCCUGCAGUUCUUCGUUGGGUUGCUGAUCAUCAUCAAGAAUAAGAAAUUCCUGCAGUUCUUCGUUGGGUUGCUGAUCAACAUCGUCUUCCUCCUCUUCACAACGAUACCAUCUGCAAUGGCUGGCAAAGACAUGGCUGGCGACAAUGACGACGGUGACCGCAAGCUUCCAGAAGAGCUGUCGAGUCAGAAGGGUGACAGUAAAGAAGAGCCGUCGAGUCGAAGGCUGUGGACCGAGAGGGAGGACGAGAUUCUUGAAGAUUAUGUCAGAAAGAAUGGAGAGGGAAACUGGAACACGGUGCAGAAGAACACGGGGUUGCGGCGUGACGACAAGAGCUGCAGAUAUCGGUGGACGCACCAUGUUCGCCACAAUCUUAAGAAGGGACCAAUAAUCACUGACGGCAGUAACGACGGCUAUAAAAGCCGUCUGCCGUGGACUCCGAGGGAGGACGAGAUUCUUAAAGAUUAUGUCAAAAAGUAUGGAGAGGGAAAGUGGAAGGCCGUGGAGAAGAACACUGGAUUGCGUCGUUCUGGCAGGAGCUGUGAGAAUCGGUGGAGGGUUCAUCUUCGCCCCGAUCGUAAGAAGGGGCUGUUCACUGACGAGGAGCUCAGGACCAUCAUGCGCUUGCGUGAUACAUUGGGAAACAGUUGGUCUGCCAUCGCCGAACAACUACCUGGUCGGAGCGCUAUAGAAAUACAGAGCUACUGGAACUCAAUAGAAGGAGUAUAUCGAAUCACAGAUAGCGAGAGAUUGCAAUCUUCUACCUCCAAUGUUAACUACAAUAUCGACUUCAAUGCUCUUCGUGAAGAAUUCAUCAACCCUGACCGACAAUUACAACAUCUGAAGAAUCUAAAUCCAAAUCCAACACAGUCGAUAAACUCUACCAACUUCAGUUAUCUUGAGCCGCAGGCACAACAUCAAUAUGGCAUCGACAACAGCAACGCAGUGAUUCCCAUACAAGAAAAUACAAGUCCUUUGCUUGCCGGUGGGUCUGAUGAUUUAGAUCGUGCACCAAUACCUGCACAUGCUUAUUCUUCAUGGCAGCCUGAGUCCCCGGAGCAAAGAAAUAGGACGCCGAAUGAUUAUGUUAAUAGGACCGGGGUUCAGAGUUAUGAUGAUGGACUUCUUUGUGAAAAUGCACGGGAUGUGCAUUUCACAGGUUCAACAGGUUUUCCAUACACUUCUCCUGUGGCGCAAGCACGACCGCAGUAUGACAUGUACAACAGCAAUCAACAGUUGGCGGGGUCCAGUGAGAUAUUCAGCAGUCCCAUACAAGAAGAUAGAAGUUCUUUCAUUAAUCCAUUAUCUGCACGAGAGUAUGAUCCACAGGCACAGGCUUAUUCCUUCACACAGCCUGAGAAUAUGCUGCACAACAGGACAAUGUAUGAUAGUAUUGAUGACCUUCUUCAUGAAAACCCAAGCUCAACAGGUUGUUCAUACACUUCUCCUGUGGCGCAAGCACAACCGCAGUAUGACAUGUACAACAGCAAUCAACAGUUGGCGGGGUCCAGUGAGAUAUUCAGGAGUCCCAUACAAGAAGAUAGAAGUUCUUUCAUUAAUCCAUUAUCUGCACGAGAGUUUGAUCCACGGGCACAGGCUUAUUCCUUCACACAGCCUGAGAAUAUGCUGCACAACAGGACAAUGUAUGAUAGUCUUGAUGACCUUCUUCAUGAAAACCCAAGCUCAACAGUUUCGACAGGUUUUUCAUACACUUCUCCUGUGGCGCAAGCACAACCGCAGAAUGACAUGUACAACAACAAUCAACAGUUGGUGGGGUCCACUGAGAUACUCAGGAGGCCCAUACAAGAGGAUAGUUCUUUCAGAAAUCUGUUGCCUGCACAAGGGUGUGAUGAAAGUGCACGCGCACCUGCACAUGCUUAUUCCUCUUUACAGCAAGAGUUCGUAGAGCAGGGCAAUAGGAUGUCAAAUGAAUAUGCUAAUGAGAGCAGGAUUCCAAGUUAUGAUGAUGGGCUUCUUUGUGGAAAUGCAUUGGAUGUUGAUUAUACAGGUUCACCGGGUCUUACAUACACUUAUCCUCUGACACACGGGCAACAGCAAUAUGGCGUGCACCACAACAAUGAACAAUUACAUGCAUCAGAGUAUGAUGCACAUGCACAUGCAUCAGAGUAUGAUGCACGUGUAUCAGAGAUUGGGCAUCACAGCAUGAUGCUGAAUAACAAUGUUGAUGGGCUUCUUCCUGAAAAUCCACAAGGUGCAGGUUUUACAGACUCAACAGUUGCACAUCCAAUGGAGGCGCAAGUAUCUACAUCUGCGCAGAUUAAUCCAAAUCAAGAACACGAUCAAUCAGCACAAUUUGACCAAAGAGGGCUUCAAAUGGCUGCACCAAGGAACUACUCAGUUACAGAUGCAAACAAGAACAAUCCCAAUUCCCAAAGGAAUUAGGUCUCUCAUUAUGCAGGAACAAAAGAUGAAGAAAGAAUUGAAGCUUUCAAGUUACAUCUACGUACUGGAG
Molecule: messenger RNA, 2652 nt
Organism: Asparagus officinalis (garden asparagus)
Lineage: Eukaryota; Viridiplantae; Streptophyta; Magnoliopsida; Asparagales; Asparagaceae
Product: myb-like DNA-binding protein BAS1
Exons: 8
Coding region: 297-2582 (761 amino acids)
Source: RefSeq, a predicted model, not a curated record